Acyrthosiphon pisum (pea aphid) is the source of this 500-nucleotide messenger RNA. RefSeq lists its product as uncharacterized. The record is from RefSeq and is a predicted model, not a curated record. NCBI's taxonomy places the organism in Eukaryota, Metazoa, Arthropoda, Insecta, Hemiptera, Aphididae. The coding region runs from base 19 to 444 and encodes 141 amino acids. The transcript has 8 exons.
UUCAUUGUACCUGCAAACAUGGUCGAGCAAAUUAAUAUGUUCACUAUAUUUGUUAUGUUAAAUGUUAUAGGUUCUAUAAUACUAUACGUUAGUGUUCCAGCUUCAUCAAACCCUUUAAAGGGUUGCUUGGGUUGUUUAAAUCCAAAAGUAAAAGAAGAUCCAGAAGUUAAUAUCGAGCCAAAAGGAAAUCAUGAUCCACAAAUCAAUCUCGAUCCAAAAGUAAAUCAAGAUCCAAAAGUUGAUAUCGAUCCAAAAGGAAAAGAAGUUCCAGAAGUUAAUAUCGGUGAGUUUUAUUAUAUUGUUUCCUUGCUUUCUGAGAUUUUAGGCUUUUUGUUACGACCUAACAACCAACCACGGCCCACGAGUCCAUGGAAACACUCUGGCCUCGUGACCUAUAAGCCGAACCGUGUGUUGGCCCUAAGGUCAAUUCGGUGGAACUUAUAACAUUUGAGUACAAUGUUAGUUAAAAUUAAUUAACUAGGGAAAAAAAUGUUAAAAGA